GCAGCAGCAGCAGCAGCGGAUCAACAGCAGAUUGUCGUCAGGUUAGACUUUAAUGAUGUUUAUUGGAUGUUUUCAUGUUUACUCCUUCACGUUACACCUCCUUCACGUUACAAUCGUAAAUCACCGUCUUUAACUCUCCUUGUUCUCUUCUGCUUCUGUGUCUCCGUCUCACCAGACUCACUAACUUGUGUUUUUAAGCUGCUUGUGUGUAAAGACACGGACAGCUUCCGGUGUUGCACCACAGCUUGUUAUCUUAGAAAGUAUAUUAUCAUGCUUUUCAAAUGUAUAAUGUCCACGCCCACAUUUUCAAAAUUAUGUUCGGAUUAUAUUAAUGAAAAUAAUAAUAAUGAUGAUAAACUUGUAAAAUUAGUUUAAGAAAGUGCUUCAAAGGCUAAAAACAGAAAAUACAAAAAGGUACCUGAACAGAGCCAGCGAAUCAGGAUAAAUCAAUCACGUAACGUUAAUCAAUAACAUCAGGAUCAAUCAAUCACGUAACGUUAACCAAUAACGUUAAAUAAUAUAUAUUGGUUCUUUAAGUUCACCAUGGAAUAUUUAACAGGUUCUAUUGGUUCUUUAAGGCCACCAUGGAAUAUAUAACAGGUUAUAUUGGUUCUUUAAGUUCACCAUGGAAUAUUUAACAGGUUCUAUUGGUUCUUUAAGGCCACCAUGGAAUAUAUAACAGGUGAUAUUGGUUCUUUAAGGCCACCAUGGAAUAUAUAACAGGUUCUAUUGGUUCUUUAAGGCCACCAUGGAAUAUUUAACAGGUUCUAUUGGUUCUUUAAGGCCACCAUGGAAUAUUUAACAGGUUAUAUUGGUUCUUUAAGGCCACCAUGGAAUACAUAACAGGUUCUAUUGGUUAUAUAAGGCCACCAUGGAAUAUUUAACAGGUUCUAUUGGUUCUUUAAGGCCAACAUGGAAUAUUUAACAGGUUCUAUUGGUUCUUUAAGGCCAACCAUGAUGAUGAUGAUGCCAUUUUUGUCCUCUAAGGAGUUCUUCCUCUAAGGAGUUCUUCCUCUAAGAUGGCCGACCUCUGGCAGAACGCCAUGGAUCACGCUGUCGCCAUCGCAAGAAGAGCCGGAGAGGUGGUGCAUGAGGCUCUGCAGGAUGACAGGAAGGUGAUGACAAAGAGUUCGUCGGUUGAUCUGGUGACACAAACCGACCAGAAGGUGGAGCAACUCAUCAUCCAAUCAGUGAAGUACAAAUACCCCACUCACAGCUUCAUAGGGGAAGAGUCUGUAGCUGCAGGUGAACCUUGUGUCCUCACUGACCGUCCCACCUGGAUCAUCGACCCCAUCGAUGGGACAACCAACUUUGUUCAUGCAUUUCCUUUUGUUGCUAUUUCCAUCGGAUUUUCUGUCAACAAACAGAUGGAGUUCGGUGUGAUCUACAGUUGUUUGGAAGAUAAGAUGUACACAGCGAGGAGGGGGAAGGGAGCGUUUUGUAACGGAGAGCCACUGCAGGUUUCUGAUCGGGAAGACAUUAAACAGUCGAUCAUUGCCACAGAGUUUGGAUCCAGCAGAGACCCUGAAGCUGUAGAGAAAAUCUUCUCGAGCCUGAGGAGUGUUCUCUGCAUCCCUGUACACGGGGUGCGCGGUGCAGGAACUGCAGCAAUCAACAUGUGUCAUGUGGCGUCCGGUUGUGUUGAAGCGUAUUAUGAGAUCGGGAUCCACGUUUGGGACGUCGCUGCAGGAUCUCUGGUCGUCUCAGAGGCUGGAGGAGUCCUCAUGGACGUGGAGGGAGGAGCAGUGGACCUGAUGUCCAGAAGAAUUGUUGCUGCCAACAGCAGAACCAUCGCUGAGAGGAUUGUCAAACAGAUUGACAGCUUCAGUCCACUCAGGGACGACGCUCCACCACCACAAACACUGUGAAGAAACGCAGCGAGUUGUGGAUUCAACAGAUUUCAUGUAUGAUGUGGUUCUGUGGAUCCUUCAGAACGUGACCUUCAGCAGUGCUGAGGCGGUUUGUAGAAGAGUGUGAAGCAGUUCGGAUGAGAGUCAGAACCUCCAAGUCUGAGGUCCUGGUUUGGGAUUGAGUCUCAGCUCAAAGAGAGGGAGGAAGUUCAAGGAUCUCGGUCUGGUUCACCUGUGAGGGUCAAAGGGAGCGUGAGAUGGAGGUUCGGUUCGGCGUCAGCAGUGAUGAAGACGUUGUAUUGGACUGUUGUGAAGACGGAGCUGAGCCAGAAGACAAAGUUCUAGAAAUAGCAGUCCGUCUCCGUUCAGAUCCUCACCUGUGGUCAUGAGCUUUGGUUCGAGACAGAAAGAAUAAGAUCGGCCCAGUAGACCCAGACCACGUUGGGGAGAUUCUAUAUCUGGUCUAGGAACACAUGGGGGGUAGUGGGUCCAACCCCAGAUAAGCAGAGAAGAUAAUGAAUGGAUAAUAUGUUGAUAUGUUAAACUUAUUUAGGAGUCUUUGUGUCACCCUAUCCUCUAUUUUUGGGUUUAUCUAUCAUUAUCCACAAAUUUGAGGUGAACCCCUGAAUUUGUGCUUCAAUCAAAAAUAUAUUUUUUUUAACAUUACAAGUUAGAGGGGACCUGUAAUAUAAGUUGAACAUUUGACCCAUAAAUAAAAUAAUUAUUUUUAUCUCCCGACAGCAAAAAAUGCUCUGACAAAAGCAAAUAAGAAGUCGGGUAUCUGUGGCUGUCGUAGUCCGUAAUGAUUGUAAAGUCAUUUCAUUUGGGAAGAAUAAACAUGUAAAGUGACUUUUUACAGCUUUUUUUCUGAAAACGAAGCUUUGAGAGUGAAAAUGUCCCUGAAACCAUUUAAAGUCAUCUGUGAACUAAACAUUCGAAGUGGUGAAGUGGUGACCGGGUGUUAAGGAAACAGAAGAGGGGAAUCUAAAGUAGAUUAAGAUUUAUUUAUUUAAUCGGUUAAAGUGCAGAAAUGAUUAAAGUAGAAGAAGACGUUUCUAACUGAUCUCACUGGUCUAACUGGUCUAACUGAUCUCACUGGUCUAACUGGUUAUAAUAAUAAUAAUAUGCGUCACCUUUCUAUUUCAGUAAAAAACAUGAAGUUGUGCUUAAAGUCCAUCAGCCUCAAGUCUUAACAUCACAAUGAAAAACUCACAUUGAUGUCAAAGUAGACGAGGAACAAGCUGUCGGAGCUGUUCGAAAUCUAUUCCUUCUGUAAAUAAAUAUAAAUAAUAAUUAUUAUUUCAGAGACAAGGACUCUACGGGGGUCAGAGUUAACAUGUGAACAUCACUUCACUAUAAAUAUUGUGUUACAGAUACCAACUGAACAUUUAUUGAAAUGAAAAUCUUCAGGAUUGCCACUUUAAUUACUGAGCAUAACCAUGUUAGCAUUGUUGGCUAACAGCUUUUUAAAGGGGACAUCAGUCCUGAAGCCUGAUUGGCUGCUCGCUCCAUCUUUGGUCCUUUUUUCAUUAUUCUUCCAAUAAAGUCUGCGAUUCCACGGCAACGAAUGAGCUAAUCAGAAGCCAACGGCUGAAGUAUCUGAUGACGUCACUGAGACAGGUAUUUUAGUCUCAAAGCGUUGACUGACCACACCCUCUUCAGUGAUGCCACAGCAGAUACUGACCACGCCCACUGAAAAAGUUAUAGCAGGUUGUGACCACCACUGCUGUGACAUC
This is a messenger RNA of Anarrhichthys ocellatus (wolf-eel), 3586 nucleotides long. RefSeq names its product inositol monophosphatase 1-like. NCBI's taxonomy places the organism in Eukaryota, Metazoa, Chordata, Actinopteri, Perciformes, Anarhichadidae. The record is from RefSeq and is a predicted model, not a curated record. Gene Ontology annotation, biological process: phosphatidylinositol phosphate biosynthetic process; signal transduction; inositol metabolic process. Bases 1020 to 1868 code for a protein of 282 amino acids. Gene Ontology annotation, molecular function: inositol monophosphate 1-phosphatase activity. The transcript has 9 exons.